CAAGUUUGUACCGGACAAGAUGGUGUGUGACUGUGGUUCUCAGGACGUUCCUUGGGGGCUGAUCGUCUUGGGUAUCCUGAUUGGCUUAGCUAUCGUCGUCUGCUGGUUUGUGGUCAUUGUGAAGUCCAUUCGAAGUCAAAAACGGAAGAAUUACCAACUGCAACAAAUAACUUCAGUGACACGUAUAUCCAUCCUGGGCAGUUUGUAUGGUCUCGAUUCCGUGGUCUUUCAUCACCCACUGGAGACCAGCGCCCACCAACCCACGGAAAGCCACGCCCAUCAGUCGACGGAGAACUUUACACACGAACCGCCGGCCAAUUCGUCACGGGAUUUGAGAUCAUCGGAGCAACUAGGACUGAAACCUAAGGACCUUGGUUGGAGCCGCAGUGCCCCGUCCUCACCCCGCCUGCUCCAGCCUUCCGACCUGCCCCCUCCCUAUUCCUCUCUGCCGCCCUACCCUCCUCAACCUUUAGAGGUAGGGUUCCUCACUCACCCUCCUCCUCCUCCUCCUCCAGGCGACGCAGAACGAGGUUUUUCUUCCACAGUCGACGCCACGCUUCUGUGCCACCCGCCGUCUCUUCAGCCUUCGUCAGGACCAGUGUAGGCAUCGCCAAGACCUACCUUGGCAGACCUUCGUAUUCAGCAAAGUUUUGAGGUAGUUGGGAUACGCCAGAGGGAUCUAAUGGUGCUAUGGUGGCGUUUCUACUUUUUUUUGUUAGGACUUGAGACUUUUUGUCUUAAUUAUUGCCGGAUAAUACAAAACCUAUUCAUGAGUUUGGACCAGGGUUCUUCACAGUGCGGGUCGAGACCCAGUACUGGAGCGUAAGUUCAUUUUUAG
This is a messenger RNA of Penaeus chinensis, 838 nucleotides long. RefSeq lists its product as uncharacterized. The coding region runs from base 20 to 604 and encodes 194 amino acids. Lineage: Eukaryota; Metazoa; Arthropoda; Malacostraca; Decapoda; Penaeidae. The transcript has 3 exons. The record is from RefSeq and is a predicted model, not a curated record.